AUGCAGCAGCAAAAUGCGCGAGAGUCCAUUUUGGUUUACGUCUGCACAUUGAAGUAACCUUCUCUAACCAGGCUUUGUCAAUUUUCACUUCAUGAACAGCGCAGAUCUUUGUCAAUUCGUGAAAUAUUUCAGCGAAUCUAACAAAUAGGACCAGUCCCUCAUUGAUAUCGCCUUGAAAACGGAAAAGGCUGAAGACCCUGCGUUCCUUUGAAGGAGUAUCAAGUGAUGGUGCAGGUGGAAUGUAGAUCAUAUCAUAAUAAUUUGCUAUUUUAUAGAAUAUGAAGGAAUGAAAGAGCUCAUGUACUCUUUCAAAUAAGUAAAAAUCGGCUGCAUAUUGUUCAUAAGGGUAUUCUUCAACUUUAUUGGGCUGAAUCGUAUAAAGAGCUGUCUUUACGAUAUUGGUUACAAAAGUUCCAAGACGGGACAUUUCCUCCAUCUCUCACGGGACGGGGUUCUCAAUAG
Messenger RNA from Rodentolepis nana, 462 nucleotides. NCBI's taxonomy places the organism in Eukaryota, Metazoa, Platyhelminthes, Cestoda, Cyclophyllidea, Hymenolepididae. The record is from the annotation of a GenBank genome assembly.